Messenger RNA from Glarea lozoyensis ATCC 20868, 1326 nucleotides. RefSeq names its product Arabinanase/levansucrase/invertase. The record is from RefSeq and is a predicted model, not a curated record. The transcript has a single exon. Lineage: Eukaryota; Fungi; Ascomycota; Leotiomycetes; Helotiales; Helotiaceae. The coding region runs from base 1 to 1326 and encodes 441 amino acids. Gene Ontology annotation, biological process: carbohydrate metabolic process. Gene Ontology annotation, molecular function: carbohydrate binding; hydrolase activity, hydrolyzing O-glycosyl compounds.
AUGAAGUGUUUACUUUCGCUUGCGCUCUUGCUAGCCAACAUCGGCCGAACAGUCGCGGACAACCCCAUCAUUCAAACCAUAUACACAGCAGAUCCAGCCCCAUACGUCUAUAAUGACACUAUCUGGCUCUUCGCAGACCACGACGAAGAUUCAGCGAGCAGCUUCUUCCUGAUGAAAGAAUGGCGCAUAUACUCCAGCACCGAUGUAGUCAACUGGCAAGACUGGGGAACAAUAGCGAGCCUGGCAUCGACCUUCAAGUGGGCCAGUGACAGAGCUUGGGCACCGCAGGCAAUUGAACGCAACGGCGUCAUCUACAUGUACUGCCCUGUGCAGCUGAGUAGUGGUGCCAUGGCAAUUGGCGUUGCCACCAGCAAGUCUAUCACCGGCCCAUAUGUGGAUGCCCUAGGGAAACCGCUGGUGCAGAACAACAACAUCGACCCGACUGUCUUCAUCGACGACGACGGUCAGGCUUACAUGUACUGGGCGAAUCCGGGGCUUUAUUAUAUCAAGCUAAACAAGGACAUGAUAUCGUACAGCGGCUCAAUCGUCAGCGUCUCCAAGCCCGGCGGCCUCACAGAAGCGCCCUGGCUCUACAAGCGUAACGGCAAGUACUACCUCGCAUAUGCUUCCAACGGAAUUCCGGAAAGUAUCUCGUACUCGACAGCCACAAGCCCUACCGGCCCAUGGACGGGUAAGGGCGGGACAAUCAUGGCCGCUUCCGGUGGUUCCUUCACUAACCACGAGGGCAUCAUCGACUAUAAAAGCCACUCUCUCUUCUUCUACCACAACGGCGCGCUUCCAGGCGGCGGCGGCUAUCACCGCUCUAUCUGUAUCGAGGAUUUCACGUACGGCUCGGACGGUUCAAUCCCCACCCUCAAGAUGACGACAACGGGUGCCGUCCAGAUUGGUAGCCUCGACCCUUACGUCCAGACUUCGGCCACCACUAUUGCCUUCUCCUCGGGAGUCAAGACGGAAAAGUACAGCGAAGGAUUUAUGGACGUAACCAAGACCAACACCAACGGCGCAUAUAUCAAGGUCAAGGGUGUCGACUUUGGCUCCACCGGUGCCGCAUCACUUUCGGUUCGCGUGGCCAGCUCCAGCGGCAGCGGCAAGCUCAUCGCAAGCCUGGGCAGCAAGACCGGCACCGUGAUCGCGACUUGCAGCGUCGCAUCGACGGGCGGCACGCAGAAAUGGGAGACACUCAAUUGUCCCGUCACGGGCGCCAAGGGCAAGAAUGACUUGUACUGGACGUUCUCGGGCAAUUUUGGCUUUGCUUGGUGGCGCUUUACUAAGGCGGUCUCUGUGGCUCGUGAUUUUGAGGCAUGA